UAUUUUCAUUAAACGGUUGUUUGUUUAUCAUGCAGUUGAGCGCAUGCAGACUGGUAUGAUCCGGUUUCUUGCAUCAAAAAAUGUGAGCAUAGCAAGUUCAUUGAUUGGCUUUCACAUUCCGCCAUUUAUAUCGCAAAAGCAUUUGCAUCUACAUGGAAUUUCUCCCACCUCUGAAAUGGACUUAUCCGAUCGGAUAAGCUUCUUCAUGCCAUCGUUUUGGUUUAAAUCUGCCAACGAGGCAGUUGAAGCUUUAAAACACGAGGACCUCUAGUAAUGAAACAAGAAAGCAUGGCAAAAUAUGGCAAUUCAUCCGCUCUCGAAUCAUUGAAUCGCUCCCAACUCUAAUUACAACAAAAUAAACUUUGAACAUUUUCCCACGUCAAUUUCCCAUGUCAAAUAGUGUCCUUGCUCGUUGUUCAAAAUUGGUCAAAUACCUCAAAACAUUCAAUAACUUAAGUGUAAUUGUAAUAGUAAUCAAUUUUGAUCAAAGUAUGGGUUGCUGGCAUAUAGAUACCAAUUAAAAUAAAAAACUUUGUUGCAGAAAAUAAGUUGUAUAUCAAAAGUAUCUAAAAGGAUCUCAUAGCAACAACGCUUAUUUCAUUCGGCUUAACUAAUGGAUUUUCUAAGCAAAUACUUUGAAAUUUCAUUAAAUAAUUACGAAAACCAAAACGGAAUAAAAAUUCUAAUGUCGUGGCACCUGUCAAAAACGGAAAACGUAAUUUUUGGCAACGGUGUGCCAUGGCAACGCGUAUCGAUAGUUGGCGCAUCAAUCUAACGAUAGGUAUGAUAACGUUG
Molecule: messenger RNA, 795 nt
Organism: Drosophila hydei
Lineage: Eukaryota; Metazoa; Arthropoda; Insecta; Diptera; Drosophilidae
Product: histidine triad nucleotide-binding protein 3
Exons: 2
Coding region: 44-271 (75 amino acids)
Source: RefSeq, a predicted model, not a curated record